Molecule: messenger RNA, 1224 nt
Organism: Papaver somniferum (opium poppy)
Lineage: Eukaryota; Viridiplantae; Streptophyta; Magnoliopsida; Ranunculales; Papaveraceae
Exons: 1
Coding region: 1-1224 (407 amino acids)
Molecular function (GO): RNA-DNA hybrid ribonuclease activity; nucleic acid binding
Source: RefSeq, a predicted model, not a curated record
AUGCAGAGAAUACAAAUUGAAGAUGAAUCGCAUGAAAUGUGCACUUGGUGUUUCUUCUGGGAAGUUUCUAGGGUUCCAGGUCACGUCAGAAGGAAUCAAAGUCGACCCAGACAAGACCAAAGCAAUUACCACCAUGCCUCCUCCACGUACUGUGAAAGAUCUUCAGAGCUUUAUGGUCAAGGUAAACUACAUCUGACGUUUGAUCCCUGGACUAACUCAGCUCAUUGCUUCAUUUACUCCUCUACUGAAGAAUGGAGCAAAUUUUGCAUGGACGACUGUCCAAAAAAAUGCAUUUCAAAAGAUCCAGAAGAUACUAUUAUCACCCAUGUCAUGAAAUCCACAGUGCAAGGACGACCAUUGAUACUUUACACGGCCUCUAGUGAUGUUGUUAUUGGGGAUUUUCUCGCUCAAGAGGACGAAGAAGGUGUCCAACAUCCUAUCUACUACUUUAACCGUACAAUGAGAGAUGCUGAACUCCGGCACCCUAAAUCCGAAAGAGCAUGCUUAGCAUUCGUUCAUGCGAUUCAGAAAUUCAGACAUUAUUUGAUGUCCAACAGAGUCGUACUUGUUGCUAAAGUUGAUCCUGGAAAAUUCUUACUGUCAAAACCAUCUUUGAUAGGCAGACCUGCAAAAUGGUUAUUACAUAUGUCAGAGUUUGACAUUGCAUGUGUCUCACCCAAAGAAAUAAAGGGCCAAGAAGUUGCAGACUUGCUCGUUGCCUUUCCAGGAGAAGACAUCACAAUGCUACAUGAAGAUGUGCCGGGCGAGUUUCCAGAAAUUUCAGUUAUUAAAGAAGAAACAUGGUUGUUAUACUUCGAUGGAUCAGCCACUCCUAGCAAUGACACUGGUGGAGCGGGCGUCGUAUUAGUAUCCCCAUCCGGUGAAGUCUUCUCGCAUUCGUUCAAGUUAGAUUUCCACUGUACCAACAAUUCAGCGGAAUAUGAGGCCUUCUUGCUGGGAUUAUCUUUGGCCAAGCAAGCAGGAGCAAUGCAUCUGGAGAUAAGAGGAGACUCCAAGUUGUUAGUUAAUCAGAUGAACGGCGCGUACUCACUCAAAGAAGUGACACUUUCUCCAUUCAGAGUCGAGGCACAAUGCAUAUUAGCUUAUUUUUCCGAGGCAACGAUCGUCCAUACCGGUCGUACAAACAACAGACAUGCUGACUGUUUAGCAACUCUUGCAUCCAAACUGCAAUUUGAAGGGCCAGAGAAGUCCAUCACCGUAUAA